Molecule: messenger RNA, 1224 nt
Organism: Raphanus sativus (radish)
Lineage: Eukaryota; Viridiplantae; Streptophyta; Magnoliopsida; Brassicales; Brassicaceae
Product: agamous-like MADS-box protein AGL75
Molecular function (GO): DNA binding; protein dimerization activity
Source: RefSeq, a predicted model, not a curated record
CAAGUUUCAUUUGUUUUCUUUCUUUCUUCUUCGUGUGCGAGAAAAAACAGAGAGAGAGAGAGUUGUUUCGAGAAUCAAACAAGAAAAGCCACCACCAUGCGACCACCUCGUUGUUCCAAUUCGUCUCAUUCUUCUUACUCACUGGCUGCAACGAGUUUGAACAACAGACUCUUGACGAUAUUCAAGAAAGCUCAAGAGCUUACAACUCUCUGUGAUAUCGAAGCCUGCGUCAUUCAUUACGGACCUGACGGAGAGCUGAGGACAUGGCCCGAGAACAGAGACAAAGUGAGAGACUUGGCUCUCCGCUACAUCCAGUUAGACGAAGCCAAGAGACGCAAGAAAAGCCUCAAUCUUUACGAGUUCCUCAACAAGAAUAAGAAGACGACGAAGAUGACCAACAAUUUCAAGAAGAAGAAUGCUGAGGAACUGAAGUACCCAAUCUCUGAUCACUACUCUGUCGAUCAAAUCAACCAACUCAUUCAGUCCUUGGAACUAAGUUACUCUACUCUGCAAGAACGGCGUCGUUUUCUUGCGGCAAAGAAACAGAACGAAUCUUUGAACCCUAGCCAGCUCACACCGUUACCACAAGAGUCUGGGUUGACAAAUCAGGAGCUCUGUGUUUAUGAUCAGAACAACAACAACAACUUUCAAAAUCUUUGCGUUUCAGCGGCACAAGAAUCUGGGUUACAUUAUCAGUUGAUGCCUUAUGGUGGUGGUUAUUAUGAUCAGAACAUGUUUGUGGGUAACAACUAUCAAGAUCCUUGCGUCUCCUCAAACACACAAGAUUACUCAGUGUUCCCACUAGAGCUGCAAGAAUCUUUGAGUAACUACGGAUUGAAUCAGUUGAUGCCUCAAGAGCUUUAUGGCUUGGAUCAAAACAUGUGUAUGGGUGAUACUAUCAACAUCAACAACAACGCUCAGGAUCCUUGUCUCUCAGAUGACUUCUGCUUUGAUUUUCAGGACCCUUAUAGUGGUUUCAUGGUCGGUAACCCUAGCUUCUCUCAAGAUUUUAAUCUCGAUAUGUCUUCAAGCUAUGUUGAUGAGAACAGACUGCUUCAGGCAUCUACUCUACCAUCUCUCUACCUCCAACCUUCCUAACGACAACUCUGAGAUUCCUAGCAACAUACCUGAUAUGAGAUCAUAGAGCGUGAAGCUGUUUAUGCAUCUCCAUGUUUUUAUUUUGAAUACGCAUAUAUAUGUAACUGCAAAACAGAGGUUUUGUUC